AUGUGCGUUCUUACCGUACUCGGUUGGUAUGCUAUGGUGACCGGACAGUCGGUUGUCCUAUAUUCACGCCUUCAUCUUGUGACAAGUGAUGCGAAAAAUAUUCGAUGGGUGCUAUAUAUGAUCAUCAUCAAUUUCUGCAUCCUACAUGUUCCGGUCACCAUCCUAUUUCUUGGCAGCAAUGCGAAUGUGAAGAAUUUUGUCGAGCCCUUCAAUAUCUACGAGAGAAUCCAGCUUGCUGGAUUCUCCACGCAGGAAAUCAUCAUCAGCUGCCUCUAUAUGUGGGAGGCAACUAAGAUGCUGAAGCCUAUACUCGGCAUCGUUCACCUCCGUUCUCAAGGCACCAUGGUCCACCUUCUUAUCGUUAACAUCCUUGUGGUUCUCUUGGAUGCCUCUCUGCUUGCAACAGAAUACAGCAACAACUUUGACAUUCAGACGACUUAUAAGACAGUUGUUUACAGCAUUAAGCUAAAGAUGGAGUUCAGCGUUCUUAAUCGCCUAGUUCGCUUGGCUCAAUCUCGCUACCCCUUGGACAGUUGUGUUUACCAGGACCGAUGGCCGGAACCCCAGACGCAUUGUGGUGAUAUUGUUCAGCAAACACAUAGUCUAUAG
This is a messenger RNA of Aspergillus viridinutans, 609 nucleotides long. RefSeq lists its product as uncharacterized. NCBI's taxonomy places the organism in Eukaryota, Fungi, Ascomycota, Eurotiomycetes, Eurotiales, Aspergillaceae. Bases 1 to 609 code for a protein of 202 amino acids. The transcript has a single exon. The record is from RefSeq and is a predicted model, not a curated record.